Molecule: messenger RNA, 1050 nt
Organism: Dalotia coriaria
Lineage: Eukaryota; Metazoa; Arthropoda; Insecta; Coleoptera; Staphylinidae
Product: protein disulfide-isomerase A4
Exons: 6
Coding region: 1-972 (323 amino acids)
Source: RefSeq, a predicted model, not a curated record
AUGCGUGGCGCACGAUAUUUUAUACUGCUCGCCACCUUUGCGUCUUUUGUAUUCGCGGUUGCACGAAGCGAACUUGAACGCGUUAGUGAUGAUGAACUCAUGAAUUUAAUCCGCACAGAGAAAUAUGUUAUAGUAUUAUUCACUGCACAUGAUUGUGAUCCCUGUGACAAAUUUGAGAAUGAAAUGCUUGGUCUUCGAGAGCAUCUUGUAGAUGCAUUGGGUGCUUGGAUUGUUAAAGCUGAGGACAGUCAGAUGACAAGGCUGUAUAGUCCUACCCGAGAACCAGCAUUGGUCUUCUUUAGACAUGGUGUUCCACUACUUUAUGAUGGUCCAUUGAAUGAUGAGUUAAUUCUUCACACAUUAAAUGAUAAUAAGGAACCAAGUGUGAAAGAGUUAACAGAUGAAAACUUUGAGCAUUUGACACAAGUUUCAACUGGAGCUACAACUGGUGAUUGGUUUGUCUUGUUUUUCACGAAUGAUUGCGUGGAUUGUCAACGAUUGCAAGCACGUUGGGAGGCGGUAGGUGCACGUUUGAAAACUCGAAUGAAUGUAGCAAGAGUUAAUCGAGGCACAACUGGUGCAGCAACAGCAAGAAGAUUUGGAGUUUUCCACGUCCCACAAUUUAUUCUGUUCCGUCAAGGCAAAAUGUAUAAUUACGAUAUUAGAAACCAUGAUGUGCAAUCAUUUGUCUCUUUUGCGCAAGAUUGGUAUAAAAAUGUGAAGUCUGAACGAGUGCCUCUACCAAAAUCGCCUUUUGAUGAUUUGGUUCAAAUGAUCGUCGAUUACCUUAAAGAAAAUCCGUCCAUGUGGGUGAUUGCACUAGUUACAGCUGGAAUUGGGUUUGUCGCAGCAAUUCUGAUGAGGAGGUCGGCGCCGGCACCCAAGAAGAGCAAGAAAUCUGACAAGAAGGAAAAAUCAUCUGGAAAGGAAAAAUCAAGUGACUCUACAGAGUCUAAAAAGAAACAAAAAUAACUCACCUUUUUAUGAUAUUUCUUCCUUUUUUCUUGUAUUAUAACAGUAUCAAAUACAACAAUAAAUUGUACUUUUCAA